Molecule: messenger RNA, 2644 nt
Organism: Dichomitus squalens LYAD-421 SS1
Lineage: Eukaryota; Fungi; Basidiomycota; Agaricomycetes; Polyporales; Polyporaceae
Product: prolyl oligopeptidase
Exons: 20
Coding region: 78-2312 (744 amino acids)
Biological process (GO): proteolysis
Cellular component (GO): cytosol
Molecular function (GO): serine-type endopeptidase activity; oligopeptidase activity
Source: RefSeq, a predicted model, not a curated record
CGCAAUCCCACAUAAGACGCGCCGUCCGCCAGACGUUCUCGACACGCCGCCUCGUCUCGACCUUCCACCCACUUGCCAUGCCUGCCAACCCCACACCUUGGGUGCCCAACCGGUACCCUCCUGCACGUCGCUCCGACCACGUCGACGUGUACAAGAGCGAGAAGCACAGAGAAGUUCGCGUGCACGACCCCUACCACUGGCUCGAGCAGAACACCGACGAGACUGAGCAAUGGACCACCGCGCAAGAAAAGUUCACGCGCGAAUACCUGGACCAAAAUCCCGAGAGGAAAGACCUAGAGGACCAGAUCCGGAACAACAUGGACUAUGCCAAGUUCUCUGCGCCGUCGCUCAAAAAUGACGGGCGUUGGUACUGGUACCAUAACACCGGCCUCCAGGCCCAGUCCGUCCUCUAUCGGUCCAAGGACAGCACCCUUCCAGACUUUUCCGGCCUCAAGGACGCUGGGGGGGAAGUCUUCUUCGACCCGAACCUCCUUUCCUCUGACGGCACCUCGUCUAUCCAAGUCAGCGCCUUCUCGCACUCUGGAUCCCACUAUGCAUACGGUGUCUCCCGCUCAGGUAGUGACUUCUGCACAAUCUAUGUCCGACCCACAUCUGCACCCCUCGCUCCUGUUGACGGAAAGCGAGUGUCUCCUGAUGAGGGGCGGCUUCCCGAGGAGAUCCGCUUCGUGAAAUUCUCCUCAAUCUCGUGGACGCACGAUUCGCAGGGAUUCUUCUACCAGCGUUAUCCUGGCCGGGAGUCCCAUGGCCCAGCCUAUGAAGACAAGGCAGAGACUGAUAGCGACAAGAAUGCCAUGCUGUACUAUCACAGAUUGGGCACGCAGCAGUCUGAGGAUGUAUUGGUCUACAAGGAUGCGUCGAACCCUGAGUGGAUGUGGGGUUCUGAGGUAACCGAAGUUGACGGCCGCUAUCUCCUCCUGUCUAUCCGCCGAGACACGUCGCGAAAAAACCUGUUAUGGAUAGCGGACCUCCAGAAGGAUAGCAUCGGUGCGAACCUGGUGUGGGACAAGCUCAUCGAUGAGUUUGAGGCGAACUACGAAUACAUCGCGAAUGACGGCACAAAGUUUUACCUGCUGACAAAUAAAGACGCGCCCCAGUACAAGGUCGUUACGGUCGACCUCGCCGAUGCGCCGGGGAAGCGUGUGUUCAAGGAUCUCAUCGCGCACGACGAGAACGCGCAUUUACAGGACGUACGCCCAGUCAACGGCGACUUCGCGGCGGUCGUGUACAAGCGGAAUGUCAAAGACGAGAUUUACCUCUACCAGCUCUCCACCGGCAAGCAGCUCCAGCGUGUCGCUCCGGAGUUCGUCGGAGCCGCGUCCAUCAGUGGUCGCCGCGAGCACUCCUGGUUCUUUGCCACCCUCGGCGGCUUCACCAACCCAGGUAUUGUCGCCAAGUACGACUUCAACGUCAAGGAGGAAGACAAGCGAUGGAGUAUCUAUCGAACUACCCUUGUCAGUGGCUUAAACCCUGAGGACUUCUCUGUCGAGCAGGUUUGGUACAGCAGCAAGGACGGUACCCGCGUGCCCAUGUUCAUCGUACGGCACAAGGACACCAAAUUCGACGGCACGGCUCCCGCCUUGCAGUAUGGGUACGGAGGCUUCACCAUCUCGAUCGACCCCUUUUUCAGUCCGGCCAUCCUGACAUGGAUGCAAAAGUAUGGCGCCAUUCUCGCUGUCGCGAACAUCCGCGGAGGCGGAGAAUUCGGCGAGGAAUGGCAUCUGGCUGGGACGCGGGAGCGCAAGGUCAAUUGCUUCGACGACUUCAUCGCGGCAACGCAAUACCUUGUCGACAACAAGUACGCGGCGCCCGGUAAGGUCGCCAUUAAUGGAGGCUCGAAUGGAGGUCUUCUCGUCGCCGCGUGUGUCAAUCGCGCGCCAGAGGGCCUUCUGGGAGCAGCAGUUGCCGAUGUGGGCGUACUCGACCUCCUGAAGUUCGCGGACUUCACAAUUGGCCGCGCCUGGACAUCUGACUAUGGCGAUCCGCACAACCCGCACGACUUUGAUUUCAUCUACCCCAUUUCGCCCUUGCACAACAUCCCGACGGACAAGAUUCUGCCACCAACCAUGCUUGUCACCGCGGACCAUGACGAUCGCGUUGUGCCGCUGCACUCGUUCAAGCACGCCGCGACGCUGCAAUACCUCAAGGCGGAUAACCCACAUCCUCUCUUGAUCCGCAUCGACAAGAAGGCCGGACAUGGCGCGGGCAAGUCGACGCAGCAAAGGAUCCAAGAGUGGGCGGACAAGUACGGGUUCAUCGCACAAUCCCUGGGACUCCCAGCGCGAGGUGGUUAAAUGCUUGCUCUCUUUGCACUCUUAACGGACUUCUGGGGUACUGAUUGUCGUCAUGUUUCGGCUCAUGCGAUAGAGAUCGCCUCGCGCGCGUCAUCGAAUAGCUUGCUGUGAUAUAGCCUUUGCAAUGUUACUAUACCCGCAACCUUCUUGGCACCCACCGAGAUUUUGUGUUUGCAAGCUCGAUGUGGACGAGUCACUGACGCCUUGUGUGUAGUCGCGAGUCUCGUGAGCAAAGAGGUGCACCAUGGGAUGGAUCCUUGAAUUGUGCAGCGACAUGCGAAUUGUCUCCGUUGAUUCAUUGAUGGCGCUACGACUUACCAUGCGCCUAAAAC